AUGUCGAAGCAAAUGGGAAUACGUUUUCAUCCUACUGAUACGGAGCUAAUCAACUAUCUUAAGAGGUUUUUCAAAGGCGAAUUAUCAUUGAAUCAACAAUGUCCUAUCCAGUUUGUGGAUAUAUAUGGAGAUCAAUCACCAUGGGAGAUAUUUGGAGCUAAUUCUGAAGAGAAGUUUCGUUACUUUAUUACUCCUUUGAAGAAGAGGAAGAUUAAAGAUAAAAGGUUUUGUCGAACUUGUGCUAAAGGGACGUGGAAAGGGCAAACCGGAGAAGAUCUUAUAAAGAGAAAUCAUAUGGGUCUUGUGGUAGGGUUUAAGAAAAAUUUCAAGUUUGAAACAAGUGAGUGUGGCCAAAAUAAACUUGGUUGA
Solanum tuberosum (potato) is the source of this 369-nucleotide messenger RNA. RefSeq names its product NAC transcription factor 29-like. Gene Ontology annotation, molecular function: DNA binding. The record is from RefSeq and is a predicted model, not a curated record. The transcript has a single exon. The coding region runs from base 1 to 369 and encodes 122 amino acids. Gene Ontology annotation, biological process: regulation of DNA-templated transcription. Lineage: Eukaryota; Viridiplantae; Streptophyta; Magnoliopsida; Solanales; Solanaceae.